AUGGCGACGGCGGCGAACGGAUCGCAUCCGCAGGCGGCGAUGCGAGACGAAGAGAUGCAGACGAGUGAUGAUGCAGUGAUUCAGUCGGAUCCAUCGACGAUGACGAACGGUAAGAUCGCAAACUCGGGUCCGCCGUCUCCCACGGAGCGUGAGGUGGCGCCCGCUUCGCGAGUCAGCGCGGAGGAGCAAGCGGUGGAGGAUUUGGUCGACGAGGAAGAGACGGAGACGACUAAAUUCGUGGAGUGGGAUCCGACGGGUCGCUUUGGACGCACCACGGAACUUCUCGGAAGAGGGACGUACAAGAAUGUGUACAAGGCUUUCGACGAAGAGGAAGGAAUGGACGUCGCGUGGAAUCAAGUCAAAGUUCACGGCUUACCGGCUGCUGAAAAGCAGCGCUUGCUGGGCGAGGUUGAAAUUUUGAAGAGACUUGAUCAUAAAAACGUCUUGAAGUUCUAUCACUCGUGGAACACCGUCAAUGAGAAGACGGGCGAAGUGAGCGUGAACUUUAUCACCGAGGCGUGCGCCGGGACGUUGAACAAGUACGCAGCAAGGUUCAAAAACAACUUGGAUAUGCGCGCUGUGAAGAGUUGGGCGCGUCAAAUUUUGCGCGGUCUGGAGUACUUGCACUCUCACGAGCCACCGAUAGUCCAUCGCGACCUUAAGUGUGACAAUAUCUUUGUCAACGGCAACGCCGGUGAGAUCAAGAUUGGCGAUUUGGGCCUUGCAGCCAUGUUGGAUCAUCAGCGCACACACAGCGUUAUCGGCACGCCUGAGUUCAUGGCGCCCGAGUUAUACGAAGAAGACUACGACGAACGCGUGGACAUUUACUCGUUCGGAAUGUGCCUCAUGGAGCUCGUCACUUUUGAGUGUCCCUACAAUGAGUGCAAAAAUCCGGCUCAAAUUUACAAGCGCGUGUCUAGCGGUGUCCUGCCGGCGGCGAUGGAAAAGGUCAAGGAGAAAGGCGAUGACAUUUACGAAUUCAUUUCCCUCGCAAUCGCUCCUGCCGAUGAGCGGCCGUCAGCGGCGCAGCUUCUGGAGCACGCGUGGUUGAAGAAGAAGGAGAAGAAAACCAUGGUGCCGCGUCAAGUGGUCGAGGAAGAACCCGAGGUACCGAGACCGAUUGUGCAUGAAGUUGAUGAGGAAGAACCAACUGUGCAUGCGAGCGUCGACGAUCUUCGUCGGGUGCCGCGUGUGCCUUCGGAAUCAGAAACCGAAUUCGCGAGAGAGCACAAGCGAGGCGCUUCUCUAGACGUGAGAGUCAAGGGCACAUUUUUGGAGGAUGACUCGCUUCGACUGCGGCUGAGAAUUGCCGAUGACGCCGGUCAGAACCGAACUGUGGAGUUCCCUUUCAAUACUGGGAUAGAUAACUCCCGUUCGGUGGCAGCAGAGAUGGUGCAAGAACUCGGAUUGGACAAUUCCGCCAUUGACACAAUCGAGAGAGAGAUUGAGAAAGAAGUCAAGUAUCUGUGGGAAGAGCGGCGGGGUUACUGCGAGCGCGAUACGAGCCACGAUCCGAUCAGAUGGGACAGCGUCGAUGGUAGCGGUGCGUCCAGUCCUGAAGAGAAAACUGCGCGACAAGAAGUCAUCAGAGCGGUUGCCGCUGAAGGAAUGAAGCCGUCGGCAUCAAACGAGUCGCUCUCUGAACGAGUCUUAGUGGACGACCACGCGCUUCCGUCUCAAAUCUCUCCGAUCGCAACGAUGAUAGCGCGCGAGGAGCUCGCACGAGAUCUUGUGCGACCAAAAAGUGCUCUCGAUGCUUUUAUUUCGAAGCAAGAUGCCCCUGCUGCGCGCUUGAGCAGAGCAGGUUCGGGCGACGUUUCGCCGACGCGGCCUUCACCCAUGCAGUCUCCUUCUCAGCCCACGCCCGCCCCGUCGGCGGCGGAAAUGUCGAGGACGCUAGAGCAACUUGAAGCGGCGAAGCCACCGCGAGCACCGGUCUCGAAUGCUCAGCCGAUGCACUCUGAGAUUCUGGCGACCGAACUGCGACACUUGGCGUUGCAGGACGAAAUGUCAGAAAGUGCUCAUUACGGAGAUAAGAGUUCUGAUGCCGGUUCGUUUGUGAAUGAGGAAGAAAUGGAAGAAAUGGAAGAACUCCGCAUGUUAGAAGAGCUUGAACAGCAACAGCAAAUAGAGGAGGCUGAAAUGAGGCAACGACACAAGAGUGAGCGUCAACAAACGCUGCGCUCGCUGCACACCAAACGCCUUGAGCGAACAGCGAGCCGUAUGGCAUUACUCAACAACUCCGAGAAUGGAUCUGAAUCCGGCCGCGCGGAAGAGCAGACUGGCCGCGAAGUCCCUGUCGCACCACCGGCCGCACCAACGCUGGCCCAGACGCAUCCGACGACGAGAUUGAGUCAGACGAACUUGCAGAUCUCAAGUCACACAGGCUUGCCUCCGCAGCACCCGCAUCCGCCGCCACAGGCUGCAGCUCAGCCCGUUCACCUGCCGCCGGCUCAGCAGUCGUCUCAGCAACAUCAUGCUGCACAAGUUCAGCAACCUGUUAACGCAACGACGAAUGCGGUUGAACAAGUGCAAGCUGCUGCUGUGCCCACUCCCCCGGCGCAAGUGGCUCAACUGCAAUCAGAGGCUGGAACGCUCAGCAGAACGACAUCACAGGGCUCUAUGCCAAGUGAACCAAGUGAUCCAAAGAUGACUGGCGAAUCGGAACUCACUGAGGAGGAGAGAUGUAAGCUAGAGAAGGAAAAGAAACGCAAGGAAGCCUUGGCAAAGAUGCAGAUGAUGGAAGAGAGUUCCUUGCUGUCGCUCGACAGUAAGACCAAGGGGGCAAAAGGUUCGGCCAUGAGUCUAAGCGCUGCCUUGAAGAAGGACUCCUCCGACGAGCUUCAGCUUCAAGCAGAAGUGCAAUAG
Messenger RNA from Ostreococcus tauri, 2868 nucleotides. Its product is annotated as Serine/threonine-protein kinase, active site. Gene Ontology annotation, biological process: protein phosphorylation; intracellular signal transduction. The transcript has a single exon. Gene Ontology annotation, cellular component: cytoplasm. Bases 1 to 2868 code for a protein of 955 amino acids. The record is from RefSeq and is a predicted model, not a curated record. Gene Ontology annotation, molecular function: protein serine/threonine kinase activity; ATP binding. NCBI's taxonomy places the organism in Eukaryota, Viridiplantae, Chlorophyta, Mamiellophyceae, Mamiellales, Bathycoccaceae.